Paramuricea clavata is the source of this 977-nucleotide messenger RNA. The record is from the annotation of a GenBank genome assembly. NCBI's taxonomy places the organism in Eukaryota, Metazoa, Cnidaria, Anthozoa, Malacalcyonacea, Plexauridae.
AUGGCUCACAGUAGACUAAGCGAUCCAGAAUAUAGAAACUGGGUUACUGUUGGUCGAGCAAUCCAGAUUACCCGGAACGGCUUAGAAACCAUAAUUCAAAAUGCUGCUGACAAGUACCACACAUCACUGCUUGCAACCUUGCCAAAAAAUGUACCUGCUUGGGAAUUUCAGUUGAAGAAUGCCCAUCGAUCACGUGAUAAAAGAAAAAUAUCCUGGAGAAACAGUGAUAACACUCAGUGGUUGACCGUUGGUGCCUCAUGGGAGAUUGCUAAGAUUUUCAUGGCUCCCUUGGGACCGAGAAAGCUUGAUGUAGUCAACGCCAAAACUACUGAUAUAUCGGGACUGUUGAAUGUGUUGGAAUGGUCUCCGAGAGGGACAAAUGGUAUGUUCAACACAGUGCUAGGAAUCUCUGGCGCAUACACCGUAGCUGCAAGAAGUGCUAGGAAUCUAUGGGCGCAUGCUCGCUCAGUUACAACGUGAACUUGGUCAGGAUAUCAACAUUUUGAAAAGUGAUAUGACUUUUUGGAAGGAUCAAGUGGAGGUGACCUUGGAGCAGAUUAAGUUCUAAGGAAAAGCUUGGGUGAAUUUGUAACAAAGAACGAACUACACACGCUCUGGAAAUUGUCAAGAAAGAAAUCAAGGACUGGAAAGUGGCUACCAACAGCCGGCUGGAAAACAUAGAAAAGGCUAUGUCAGAGUCACAGCAAUUAUCUUGUGACGUGAAGCAAGAUCUAAAGUUCAACCCAGUCUCUGAUCGGAUGAAGGAAGAAUUUGUCGGUCGAGAGUGGUUGUUCAGUGACAUUGAAAACUGGUUGCAAAAAGACCCGGGCCUCGGGAGUCUCGUGCCUUCCUUAUCUGGGGUGGUGCUGGAACAGGCAAAAGCUCGUUCGCCCAAGAGUUUGUCCGUCGGCACGAGGGAGAGAAAUUGGCUGCAUACCAUUACUGUCAAAAAGAUAAUCCUCGCACCUGCGAUUUGA